AUGGCAUCCGACCAGAGUGCUACUCCCGAAGAGGGCGAAUUUUUGAGCCAGCAAGAUGGCCGGUUUAUUAUCGAGUGUCUGCGAAACAUUGAUGAAAGCAGGACUGUCAACUUGACCAAUGUUGGAGCCGCGAUGGGCUAUACCAACACUGCAUCUGUCGGCAACAGAUUCCGUGCCAUUCGCAAGCGGUACGGCUUCCCCAAUCUCGAGGCUACCACUAAGCCAUCAAAUGCGAACACUACCUCGGCUGCUUCUGUACUCAUCACUCCCCCCGGACAAGGGAAGCGCAAGGGCCCCAGUGGUGGAAGAAAGAAAAGCAUGACUAAGACCGAAGAACCCAAAGACCCUUUCAUCACCGACAAUUCCGAGGCCGAAACCAUUAUCACAAUUGAAGUACCCAAGGUCAAGGCAGCCCCUAAGAAGGGGGUCAGGAAGGGAGCCAAAGUGACUUCUACUCCUAUCUCAGCUACUGAGCUUGGAGCUCCUAGGGGAAGCAAGCAUUCUAAGGCAAAUUCAGAGUCGAAGGUUAAGGCUGAAAUUGUGAAGGAUGAGAGCAUUGACGUUAAUCUUCUUAACGCGGUCAAUGACGCGAUGGAGAUAUAUGAGGAUCGCAAGAGCUUUGAAAUGGCGUAG
This is a messenger RNA of Aspergillus caelatus, 633 nucleotides long. RefSeq lists its product as uncharacterized. NCBI's taxonomy places the organism in Eukaryota, Fungi, Ascomycota, Eurotiomycetes, Eurotiales, Aspergillaceae. The coding region runs from base 1 to 633 and encodes 210 amino acids. The record is from RefSeq and is a predicted model, not a curated record. The transcript has 2 exons.